AUGCCUUACUCGGAACAUAGUGUUCACUUCCAAAUGACCAACAGAUUCAAACCCUUUAUGGACAAGUUUGAUCGCGGAAAGAAACUCCAGAUCCGUAAGGAUGUUGUUCUUGUGCUAGGAAAAAAUGAAGACGGGCUCUUGAAACUCGCAUCUGCAGCCACAUUCAUCAUGCAGACGCGACCUUGGUGGAUGGAGUUCGAUUUCUGCAAAAGCUUUGUCAGGAUCGAUGUCGAGUUCUUGAAUGGUUUGAACGAAACUUGGUGGGCCUGA
Molecule: messenger RNA, 270 nt
Organism: Fonsecaea pedrosoi CBS 271.37
Lineage: Eukaryota; Fungi; Ascomycota; Eurotiomycetes; Chaetothyriales; Herpotrichiellaceae
Exons: 1
Coding region: 1-270 (89 amino acids)
Source: RefSeq, a predicted model, not a curated record